Molecule: messenger RNA, 1962 nt
Organism: Oreochromis aureus
Lineage: Eukaryota; Metazoa; Chordata; Actinopteri; Cichliformes; Cichlidae
Product: mannose-P-dolichol utilization defect 1 protein-like
Exons: 7
Coding region: 415-1140 (241 amino acids)
Biological process (GO): oligosaccharide biosynthetic process
Source: RefSeq, a predicted model, not a curated record
AUUUGUGACGUCACAUGUUUUGGUCAACCCUCCAGUACACCCGCAGAUAAUGCCCUCUCCUACGAAGACGCUGUUGUAGCUCAGCUAUGAAAUGAAAAAUGUGAAAUUUGUUUCAGAGCUUUUAGCAGAGGAUGAGAAGUAGAUGUCAGUUAAGUACUUUGCACACAACUAAAUUCAGUUGAACAUAACUGUGCAGUUCUCCAGAAACAUCCCACAAUUAUGUAACCUUUUUACCAUUACAACAAACAAUACAAAAGCUGGAUUACUUUUUUUUUUCUCUUGGAAACUGUGGUUUUAUCUCAGAGGUCAAACGUCUGGCUCUUUAUCCUCUUUGGACUCCACUGUAAACACUGGGAAACCUUUGGACCACUCCCCCUGUUGCUGAUGAUCAUUCCGGGCUACGGCUGAGCCACCAUGGCCACGUCAACCAUCAAAGAGUUUCUUGUAACUUAUUUAAUGCCAGAAAAAUGCUACUACGAGCUCUUCCUGAACUUUCACUUUCACGUGCCAUGCCUAAAGUUCGUACUAAACAAAAUUGCCGGAUUCUGGAUCAUACUGGACACAUUCCUGGCACAACUGCCUCAGCUGAUAAAGAUAUUAUGGGGAGGAAGUGCAGAGGGUCUGAGUUUUAGCGCCUUCUUCUUGCAGCUUUAUGCUUUCUCAUGUCCUGUUGUAUACGCUAUGGCCAACAACUUCCCUCUCUUUGCCUGGGCUGAUAGGCUCUUCACGCUGGCCCAGACAGUGGCGAUCGUCUUCCUCAUCCUCCACUAUCGCGGUGAUACGGUCCGAGGAGUUCUGCUCCUCUUUGCUCUCAGUGGUGUAAUGCUCCUCCUGCGCUCCUAUGCAGCAGCAGCAGUCAUCUCAGUGAUACAGGCCUCCAGUUUGGCAGCUUUCAUUGCAAGCAAGGUUCUCCAGGCUACAACAAACUAUCACAACGGCCACACGGGUCAACUAUCCACUCUGUCAGUGUUGCUUUCAUUUGCAGGGUCUCUGGGUGUGGCCUUUGUUUCUUUACAGGAAACUGGAAACUCUCCUGUGAGUUUGUCACACAUACUGUCAGCCUGUCUCAGCUGUGUCCUCCUGGCUCAGAUCCUCUGCUACAAGGCCGGCGCUGUCGGCACCACAAAGAAGACAGCGUAGAGCACGGUGAUGAUGCUGCCUGUUAUUAUAUUGUGCCUGAGGUUGGCCUGUCAAGUACAGAGCCAAAGUAGCAGUAAAUGUUUACAGAUUUUUCCUUUUUAAUAUGUCCAAAUGCCACUGUCACGUGUUUUGUGUGAAAUCUUAUGUCUGUUUUAGGUUAUGUCCUAAGGGGAUAAAAAUACUUGACCAUCCCUGGUUGACCACCAGGGAUUCAAAUAAAAUUACUUUAUUCUCACAGAAACAAUUUUCACUGUGUCUGUAACUAUGACAAAAUAUUUUUAAGUAAUCUGGCAGCUCUGUGUCUGUUGAGCCAUUUCAAAUUUGCAUCAACAUCAAACUAAAGUUUACGAGAUUAAACUCGCUGAGUAAACCGUAAACCCUUUCAAAGUGGGCUGCAGAGAACAAAUACAGGAGCUUUUGCUGGAAUAUCACCUAUUAGUCCCUACUUUCAGAUUACAGGAAUAUUCAUAUAGUCAUACUUUUUUUUUUUACUUUUAUUUUUUACAAAAUAGAAAAGCAUUACUUUUGUGAUAGCUUUUGCUCUUCCUGUUGGUAUGACAUAUUGAUCAUAUUUUCAUUAUUUUGUAUUGUAAUUUGAGUGUCUCUAAGAAUAUUUACCCUUUUACCCGAGGCACAGUAAGCUCACAGUCAGAGUGCUCAAGUUCAUAUCUGCAGGAUAUUUACGGUCUAGUGUAUUCAGAGAGAUUUACUAGUUAGUUUUUUUUCCUAGUGAAAAGUUAGCACAGACAUUGUGAAAAUGAAGUCAUACUGUCAAGAGAUUUAUUCUAAAGACACUUCUUCAGCUAAGAGUCCAAGGGUAGA